Messenger RNA from Aspergillus campestris IBT 28561, 1262 nucleotides. RefSeq names its product putative histone h1.3. Lineage: Eukaryota; Fungi; Ascomycota; Eurotiomycetes; Eurotiales; Aspergillaceae. The transcript is spliced from 3 exons. Bases 268 to 987 code for a protein of 239 amino acids. The record is from RefSeq and is a predicted model, not a curated record.
UCACUCUUGCUUCACCUGUCCUUCCACUCAUUUCUCCUACUCCUGGACUUAUAAUCACUUGUUUCUUAUUUCCCUUUUCAGCUGGGUUUCUCUUUCCUUCUCUUCACGUCUCCGUUCCUCACUUCACAUCUUUAACUCUGCUACCAUCCAUCUCCAUCUACACAGUCUCUCUUCUUCCCCUGUACUUCGCUAUCAUACCUUUCAUUCUAUCAUAUCCUUCAUUCAGUCAAGCCGCUCUUGGGCUCUUCACGUUCUGAAUACGAACCAAUGGCGACCAAAGGGAAACCCGAAGGCCUCGUGGGUCUCUCAGUGGCGGAAGCGAAAGUCCUCCUUUUGGGUAUCCUGUGCACCGACAACACUGGCAAGCUGGACGGUGACAGGCUGGCCGCGAAAGGCAACUACAAGAACGGCGCCUCGGCCAAGACCAUGCACCGCGUCGCUAGGAAGGCUCUCUUCGAGAGAAACCUUGGGGAAGACGAGGCAUCCCCGUCGGCCACUACUGCUGACACCACUGCUCCCGCCGAUGGCACCGCAGCCCCUGCGCCCACUCCCAAAAAGACCCCAACCAAACGCCGCAAGAAAGAUGUCGCAGCUGCGGAGACAGGUCUGAACGGCGACACGGAGGACGAAAUCGUGACUCCCAAACCCAAACGCCAGAGAAAGACCCCCGUGAAGAAGGCUGGGGCUUCUACUCCUGCGCCCAACAUUGAAACUGGCAACAGCGGAGUCCCACCCAUGACCAGCAAUCCUCACAACAAAGGCAUCAAAGUCGAAGACGACACAAGCGCCCUGACAUCUUCCCAUCCGGCCCUGAAACUCGAAGACAGCGACUCCACGACUACCAGUGAGCUCAUCGUCAAGGGCGCGAUGGAUGACGGUGACGCGAUCAUGACCAACGCGGAACUGGAUGCAGAGCUCAAUCAUCUAGGUGACGACGCACGCGUUGCCAUUAAGAUGGAGGAUAUCGAGCAUGGAGUGGAUCUCUAGUUUGUUCUUUCUUUCUUUCUGUGUUUUUGCAGGGGACUAGUUUGAACGUCUUCAAGGCUAUGACUUAGUGGACUAUGGCUAGUCAAGGCGGAUUUGUGCUUAAUCAAUGGAGAAUGAAGAAUGGAGACAGUUGACACAGGAGUGGAUAGGGAUUCGUUUAUUACUGGCGUUUACAAUUUCUGUUCGGCUUUCGAGGAGCAAGCGCAAGCGCAAGAGCAAGAGCAAGAGCAAGUUGAUCCACAAUGAAGAAAUGGAAUUCAGUUCAAAGCAAGUUC